CCUUCAAACUCCGGCCCCGCCCCGCGUCCCGGGCCAACUUCGUGUCUCUUCCCGGCUUUCCGAACCUCCGAGCGGCGGGGACGCGCGGGAACUGCCCGGGACGGCGCGAUGCAGUCGAGUGGCCGUCAGGCGGAGACCCCGGGCCGCGGCCCCCGGGUGCUGGUGGUGGGCGGCGGCAUCGCGGGGCUGGGCGCGGCGCAGAGGCUCUGCUGCCACCCGGCCUUCCCGCACCUGCGGGUUCUGGAGGCCACGGCCCGCGCCGGUGGCCGCAUCCGCUCGGAGCGCAGCUUCGGUGGUGUGGUGGAGGUGGGCGCUCACUGGAUCCAUGGGCCCUCGCAGGGCAACCCCAUCUUCCAGCUGGCUGCCAAGUACGGGCUGCUGGGGGAGAAGGCAUUGUCGGAGGAGAACCAGCUGAUCGAGACCGGGGGUCACGUGGGCCUGCCCUCUGUGUCCUAUGCCAGCUCCGGGGGAAGUGUGAGCCUUGAGCUGGUGGCGGAGAUGGCCAGACUGUUCUACAGUCUCAUAGACCAGACCAGGGAGUUCCUGCACGCGGCUGAGACCCCCGCACCCAGCGUCGGGGAGUACCUCAAGAAGGAGAUCCGCCAGCACAUGGCCGGCUGGACGGAAGAGGAGGAGACCAAGAGGCUCAAGCUGGCCAUCCUGAACAACUUGUUCAACGUGGAGUGCUGUGUGAGUGGCACCCACAGCAUGGACCUGGUGGCCCUCGCACCUUUCGGGGAGUACACGGUGCUGCCAGGGUUGGACUGCACCUUUCCUGGGGGCUACCAAGGACUCACAGACCGCAUCAUGGCCUCCUUGCCCAAGGACGUGAUGGUUUUUAACAAGCCAGUGAAGACCAUUCACUGGAAUGGGUCCUUUGAGGAAGCUUCCGCUCCUGGGGAGACGUUUCCGGUGCUGGUGGAAUGUGAGGAUGGAAGCUGCUUCCCAGCGCAUCACGUGGUCGUCACCGUGCCAUUAGGUUUUCUUAAAGAACGUCUGGACACCUUCUUUGAGCCGCCACUGCCCACCGAGAAGGCGGAAGCGAUCAGGAAAAUAGGCUUUGGGACCAACAAUAAAAUCUUCCUGGAGUUUGAGGAGCCUUUCUGGCAGCCAGACUGCCAGCACAUCCAGGUGGUGUGGAGGGACACGUCGCCCCUGGAGGACGCCGCCCCCAAGUUGCAAGAUGCCUGGUUCAAGAAGCUUAUUGGCUUUUGGGUCCUGCCUUCCUUCGGCAGGGCCAGCCAGGUGCUCUGCGGCUUCAUUGCGGGGCUCGAGUCUGAGUUCAUGGAGACGCUGUCGGACGAGGACGUGCUCCUGUCUCUGACACAGGUGCUCCGCAGGGUGACAGGGCUGAAGAAGAUGCAGAGCAGCCUAAAGCUGGUGGACUGUAUCAUCGAGGUCCAUGAUGCCCGGAUCCCACUUUCAGGCCGAAACCCUCUGUUUCAGGAGACCCUUGGGCUUAAGCCUCACUUGCUCGUCCUCAACAAGAUGGACCUGGCGGAUCUGAAGGAGCAGCAGAAAAUUAUACAACACUUAGAAGGAGAAGGCCUAAAAAAUGUCAUUUUUACCAACUGUGUGAAGGAUGAAAAUAUCAAGCAGAUAGUCCCGAUGGUCACGGAGUUGGUUAGGAGCAGCUACCGCUAUCACCGAGGAGAGAACCUGGAGUACUGCAUCAUGGUGAUUGGGGUCCCCAACGUGGGCAAGUCGUCGCUCAUCAACUCCCUGCGGAGGCAGCACCUCAGGAAAGGAAAAGCCACCAGGGUGGGCGGCGAGCCUGGGAUCACCAGAGCUGUGAUGUCCAGGAUUCAGGUGUGUGAGCGGCCACUGAUGUUCCUGCUGGACACCCCCGGGGUGCUGGCUCCUCGGAUCCAGAGCGUGGAGACGGGCCUGAAGCUGGCCUUGUGUGGCACCGUGCUGGACCACCUGGUGGGCGAGGAGACCUUGGCUGACUACCUUCUCUACACCCUCAACAGGCGCCAGCUCUUGGGGUACGUGCAGCACUACGGCCUGGGUGAGGCCUGCGACGGCAUCGCCAGUGUGCUAAAGCGUGUGGCUGUGAAGCUGAGGAAGACCCAGAAGGUGAAGGUGCUGACGGGCACUGGUGACGUCAAUGUUAUCCAGCCCAACUACCCUGCGGCCGCCCGAGACUUCCUGCAGGCCUUCCGCAGCGGGGUGCUGGGCCCCGUGAUGCUGGACCAGGACCUCCUGCAGGGCCCCCCUGCGGCGGAGCCCUGAGCUAGUCCAGUGGGAGGGCCUCGCGCCCCUGCCCUUGGCUCCACGGCCAGGGGGUGGAUGCCCAGGAGUCCCCUGGCCACAGGCUCCUUGCUGGUCACUGUAUACUCCCCGGUCUCUGCUCUAGGGAGGAGGCCGUGCCCUCCUGCUGCUCCACAGCCCAGCCCCUGGUUACAGGGGACUGAGCCUGGGUGUGGACAUCAGGGCAGUGGACGUCCCUGGGUGCCUGGCCUGGGGAGGAAACUCACUCAUGUUCAGUAUCUCUUAAAUAUUCUCUUGAGGAGAAGCUGGUGUUUUCUCAGAAGGAGUUGAAAGUGUAAACUGUAAUCUUAAAAUUAAAAGGCCUAUUUCUGUGGUUG
Molecule: messenger RNA, 2591 nt
Organism: Balaenoptera acutorostrata (minke whale)
Lineage: Eukaryota; Metazoa; Chordata; Mammalia; Artiodactyla; Balaenopteridae
Gene: MTG1
Product: mitochondrial ribosome associated GTPase 1
Exons: 15
Coding region: 109-2235 (708 amino acids)
Cellular component (GO): mitochondrion
Molecular function (GO): polyamine oxidase activity; GTPase activity; GTP binding
Source: RefSeq, a predicted model, not a curated record